AUGAGAGCAUUAGCUUAUUUCAAGAAAGGUGAUAUUCAUUUCACCAAGGAUCUCGAGGAACCUAAAAUCGUCACUUCUGAUGAAUUAAUCCUUGAUAUUAUUUACUGUGGUAUUUGUGGUACAGAUUUACACGAAUUUACAGAUGGCCCAAUUUUCUUCCCUCAUGAUGGUCAUACUCAUGAAGUUAGUGAUAUUGGUUUACCACAAGCAAUGGGUCAUGAAAUGGCAGGUAUUGUUCGUGAAAUUGGUAAUGGGGUUACAAAAUUUAAAGUAGGUGAUCAUGUUGUUGUUGAACCAACAGGUACUUGUAGAGAUCGUUAUAGAUGGCCUGAUUCUAAAAAUAAAAAUAAACCAAUGUGUUCAGCUUGUCAAAAGGGUCACUAUAAUAUUUGUUCCCAUUUAGGUUUAAUUGGUGAUGGUGUCCAAUCUGGUGGUUUUGCAGAAAGAGUAGUUGUUAAUGAAAUGCAUUGUUAUAAAGUCCGUAAAGAAAUUCCAAUGGAUGUUGCUGCAUUAAUUCAACCUAUUGCUGUUUCAUGGCAUGCAGUUAGAGUGUCUAGAUUUAAACCUGGUUCUUCUGUAUUAAUUUUAGGUUCAGGUCCAAUCGGUCUAGGUACUAUUCUUGCAUUAAAUGGUCAUGGUUGUUCUGAGGUUGUUGUCUCCGAACCUGCUAAGAUCAGAAGAGAUUUUGCAGAAGGUAUGGGUGCAAUUGUAUUUGAUCCAUCUGAUGGUGAUGAUGCUACUAAUAUUCCAUUGUUGCGUUCAUUGGCUCCAGGUGGAGAUGGGUUCGAUUAUACUUUUGAUUGUUCAGGUACUCCAUCUACUCUAAAAGCUUCGAUUGAAUGUUUAACAUAUAACGGUACUGCAGUUAAUGUUGCUAUGUGGUCAGUUGAUCAUCCUGUUGAUUUCUUCCCAAUGGAUAUCACUAAACAAGAAAAAUUCUAUACUGGUUCAAUGUGUUAUACACAUGUUGAUUUCGAAGCCGUUAUCGAGGCAAUUGAAGAUGGCCGUAUCGAGGUUGCAAAGGCUAAGAAAAUGAUUUCAUCAAGAGUUCCAAUUGAGCGUGGUUUUGAAGACGCUAUGAUGAAACUAAUUACUCAUAAAGAACAAACUAUCAAGAUUCUGCUGACCCCAAACAAUCAUGGUCAACUAGAAGGUGAUGGUACAGACAUCUACGAUUAA
This is a messenger RNA of Maudiozyma saulgeensis, 1179 nucleotides long. The record is from the annotation of a GenBank genome assembly. Lineage: Eukaryota; Fungi; Ascomycota; Saccharomycetes; Saccharomycetales; Saccharomycetaceae.